Closterium sp. Yama58-4 is the source of this 693-nucleotide messenger RNA. Lineage: Eukaryota; Viridiplantae; Streptophyta; Zygnematophyceae; Desmidiales; Closteriaceae. The record is from the annotation of a GenBank genome assembly.
AUGACGGCCCAGGAUGCGGACGAUGAGGAAAACCCGUAUGACAUGGCGUACCUUGCUGAGGACGACUGCGACACGGACAGCGAUGACAAAGUGGAGUACCUGUACGAGGAUGAGGAGGAGGAAGGCGCUUGGGGAGGUGUCAUCCUCGACCUGGACAUGGAGCUGAUGUUCAAAGGAGGAUCAGAGAGUUUGAAUCUCGUGGGGUAUGCGGAUGCGGAUGAUGCGGGCGACAAAGAGAACCGGUCGUCCACGGGAGGCUACCUCUUUAAGCUUGGCGGAGCUGCCGUUUCCUGGCAGGCCAAGAAGCUGCAGGGUGCGACCAAACUUUCCUCCGCCGAGAGCAAGCUUGUGGCUGCGGUGGAAGCGGGAAAGGAGGGGGGCAAGCUGAGGUUCCUGCUGUGGGAGUUUCAACUGGUCAAGAAGGGUGUUCCCACCACCCUGCACGUCGACAACAUGUCAGCGGUGCAGCUCAGCCAGGCGGGCGGGCUGCAGGGGCGCAUGAAGCAUGUGGACCGUCGCCACAUGUGGCUCCAGGACAUGGUGCGCCUGAAGAAGUUGAAGCUGCAGCACAUCCCUACGACGGCACAGCCCGCGGACUUCUUCACGAAGCGGCUCGACAAGGCAGCCUUCAAUCGUUGCUGUGCAACAGUAGGGCUGGUCCAGCGUGCUCUUGAUAGCAAGGGGGCGUGUUAG